Messenger RNA from Arctia plantaginis, 1872 nucleotides. NCBI's taxonomy places the organism in Eukaryota, Metazoa, Arthropoda, Insecta, Lepidoptera, Erebidae. The record is from the annotation of a GenBank genome assembly.
AUGCUUCGUGAAAACCGGAUAUCGGUUCGUGGUUUGAGUGAUUAUCUGAUGUCGAUCAAAGUUCAGAAGAUCACAGAGCCGGUGGUGCUGGGCGAGGGUCCACACUGGGAUGCUCAGCAACAGGCGCUUUAUUUUGUCAGCAUCCUUGAGCAUACCAUACACAAGUAUGUUCCAGCUACUGGACAACAUACCAGGACGAAACUUGAUGGACGCGUGGGCUUCAUAAUCCCUGUGGAGGGGACCUCAGACCAGUUCCUAGUUGGUGUUGAGCGUAAGUUCCUGAUAAUAAAGUGGGACGGAGGAGAAGGCACCCCCGCUACCGUAGUGAAGCAGAUCUCUGAAGUGGACCAGGAUGUGCCCAUGAACAGGAUUAAUGAUGGGAAAGCGGACCCCAAGGGCAGAGUCCUUGCUGGUACUAUGGGGCACGAGGAUCCUCCUGGUGUAUUCCAACAACAGCAAGGCAGCUUGUUCCGUAUAAAUGGAUCCAAGGUGACGAAAGUAGUGGACAAAGUUGGUAUCUCCAACGGCCUGGCGUGGGACUUACGCGAGAAAGCUAUGUACUAUACAGACUCGGCCGAGAAGAAUAUCAGACGAUAUGAUUACGAUGUAGAGACUGGAGAAAUGUCUAAUAUGAAAUUCAUAUUCGAUUUCGACAAAAAUAACAUCACCGGCUGCCCCGAUGGUUGUACCAUAGACAACGAAGGUAACUUAUGGGUGGCAGUGUUCGAUGGCUCUUGUAUCAUCAACAUUGACCCGAGGACCGGAAGCCUGCUCCGAAAGGUCCCCAUUCCAGCCCUACAAGUCACCUCGGCGACAUUUGGGGGCCCCAACUACGAUAUACUGUUCGUUACCACGGCGAGUAUGAAUAUUCAAGGAACCCAGCACCCACCGUGUGGCGCUACCUUUAUGGUGACUGUCAUUCGGUGGAGUGGAUACAUAAGUCGGUUGAGUGAUUACCUGAUGUCGGUCAAAGUUCAGAAGAUCACAGAGCCGGUGGUGCUGGGCGAGGGUCCACACUGGGACGAUCAGCAACAGGCGCUAUACUUUGUUAGCAUCCGUGAGCAUACCAUACACAAGUAUGUUCCAGCUACUGGACAACAUACCAGGACGAAACUUGAUGGACGUGUGGGCUUCAUAAUUCCUGUGGAGGGGACCUCGGAUCAGUUCCUAGUUGGUGUUGAGCAUAAGUUCCUGAUAAUAAAGUGGGAUGGAGGCGAAGGCACCCCCGCCACCGUAGUGAAGCAGAUCUCUGAAGUGGACCAGGAUGUGCCCAUGAACAGGAUUAAUGAUGGGAAAGCGGACCCCAAGGGCAGAGUCUUUGCUGGUACUAUGGGGCACGAGGAAUCUCCCGGCGUGUACAAACAACAGCAAGGCAGCUUGUUCCGUAUAAAUGGAUCCAAGGUGACGAAAGUAGUGGACAAAGUUAGUAUCUCCAACGGCCUAGCGUGGGACUUACGCGAGAAAGCUAUGUACUAUACGGACUCGCUCGAGAAGAAUAUCAGACGAUAUGAUUAUGAUGUAGAGACUGGAGAAAUGUCUAACAUGAAAUUCAUAUUCGAUUUCGUAAAAAAUAACAUCACCGGCUUCCCCGAUGGUUGUACCAUAGACAACGAAGGUAACUUAUGGGUAGCAGUGUUCGAUGGCUCUUGUAUCAUCAACAUUGACCCGAGGACCGGAAGCCUGCUCCGAAAGAUCCCCAUUCCAGCCCCACAAGUCACCUCGGCGACAUUUGGGGGCCCCAAUUAUGAUAUACUGUUCGUCACCACGGUGAGCAUGAACUUUCAAGGAGCCCAGGACCAACUGUGUGGCGCUACCUUUAUGGUGACUGGUUUGGGAGUGAAAGGGAAGCCUAAUGUUAAUUAUAAGCUUUAA